Molecule: messenger RNA, 1239 nt
Organism: Vombatus ursinus (common wombat)
Lineage: Eukaryota; Metazoa; Chordata; Mammalia; Diprotodontia; Vombatidae
Gene: SKIC8
Product: WD repeat domain 61
Exons: 11
Coding region: 121-1038 (305 amino acids)
Cellular component (GO): Cdc73/Paf1 complex
Molecular function (GO): protein binding
Source: RefSeq, a predicted model, not a curated record
UCGGCGCCGCUGUCGCCAAGGAAGAAGUUGAGAGCCGAACCGCUACGACGGAGGCCGAGGCCGAGCAGGGGAUUCCGGAGCCGAACAUCUGCCCACGUCCGUUCAUCCCGGCCUGAAGAAAUGAGUGUCCAGUAUAGCAUUCUCUUCAAACAAGAGCAAGCUCAUGAUGAUGCCAUCUGGUCAGUUGCCUGGGGGACAAAUCAAAGAGAGAACUCUGAAAUGAUUGUGUCAGGAUCCCUGGAUGAUCUAGUCAAAGUGUGGAAAUGGAAAAAUGAGAAGCUGGAGUUACAGUGGAGUCUGGAGGGCCAUCAGCUGGGCGUGGUGUCCGUGGACAUCAGUCAGACCGGGGCCAUCGCCGCAUCCAGUUCUCUUGAUGCUCACAUUCGUCUCUGGGAUUUGGAAAAUGGCAAACAAAUGAAGUCUAUCGAUGCUGGCCCGGUGGAUGCCUGGUCCUUGGCUUUUUCACCUGAUUCCCAGUUUUUGGCUACAGGAAGCCAUGUGGGCAAAGUAAACAUUUUUGGUGUUGAGACCGGGAAAAAGGAAUACUCGUUGGAUACAAGAGGGAAAUUCAUCCUCAGCAUUGCCUACAGUCCUGAUGGGAAAUAUCUGGCCAGUGGAGCCAUAGAUGGAAUCAUUAAUAUUUUUGAUAUUGCAACUGGAAAACUUCUCCAUACGCUUGAAGGCCAUGCAAUGCCCAUCCGCUCUUUGACCUUCUCCCCAGAUUCUCAGCUACUUGUCACGGCUUCAGAUGAUGGCUACAUUAAGAUUUAUGAUGUACAACAUGCAAAUUUGGCUGGUACGCUAAGUGGCCACGCAUCCUGGGUGUUAAAUGUUGCAUUUUGUCCGGAUGAUAUUCAUUUUGUAUCCAGUUCAUCAGACAAAAGCGUCAAAGUUUGGGAUGCCGGAACAAGAACUUGUGUCCACACAUUUUUUGACCACCAGGACCAGGUCUGGGGAGUGAAAUACAAUGCAAAUGGCUCCAAAAUUGUGUCCGUUGGAGAUGACCAAGAAAUUCAUAUCUAUGACUGUCCGACUUAAUCACACUCCAAACCGGGUAGGCUAAUGCUGGGGGGAGGAAGGAACACAGAGAGGGAUGCACCACACCAUUCCCCACCUUUGUACAUGUUAACAGAUGGACAGAUGGAACGCUGCAUUGUGCAGAAUCAAGUACAAAUUUAUAUGUAGUUGUCAUUUUCAUUCUUUUAAUAAAGAAUGCCAUAUUCUUUGCACAGGUAUUUA